Messenger RNA from Anopheles darlingi, 2660 nucleotides. RefSeq lists its product as uncharacterized. Gene Ontology annotation, cellular component: membrane. NCBI's taxonomy places the organism in Eukaryota, Metazoa, Arthropoda, Insecta, Diptera, Culicidae. Gene Ontology annotation, molecular function: growth factor receptor binding; growth factor activity. Bases 1235 to 2296 code for a protein of 353 amino acids. Gene Ontology annotation, biological process: positive regulation of protein autophosphorylation; positive regulation of cell population proliferation. The record is from RefSeq and is a predicted model, not a curated record. The transcript is spliced from 6 exons.
GUAGUGCAGAAGAAGGGGAGCCCUAAGUUUGCCUAUUUUUUGUUUGGUUGUCUGUUUGUUUGUGUUUUGUUUUUCUCAACUUAUACACACAAAAUUGCGCGUAAACAACAAAGGACACCUCAUUCGGUGCCACUCUCUUACCUUGGAUAGCUCGCGUUGCCAUCGUUUCGGCACUAUACCCCUCACUGCGAGUUCUCUCACUCCCUUCCUCCCUCCAAGCCAGUGACAAACGACAACGGCGAAGAACGGCGAAGAACGGCGUGGAACGACGUUCCGGCAUCCUGGAACAACUCCUCCUGUCUGCGCACCUUGUCAACCGACCGUCGUUCAACGUCGUUCUGGCGAUCAUCAACCAUCCAUCAAAGCGCCAACGAUCAACUGCAUCGAUCGAACCCGAAGCCCCCCCAAAAAAAAAAAACAAACAAACAAGUGAGCGAGAAAGUGCGAAAAUUAGUUCCCCGGGUGCUCCAUUUCUCGUGCUUCUCAUUUUCUUUAUCUAUCACACACGCUCCAACACACACACGCAUCCACGUUGCUCUUCUGCGCAAUUGUUGCUCAACCUUCUCCAGCACGAGCUCGUUCUAUCAAUUCUUCCAUUCUUAAACCAUCCACAGCCCCUAUAGCGCCGCACCAGUGAUUAGAUAGAACACCGUCGUGGCUUCCUAUCUUUUGGAAUAAGAGAGUGCGAUAGUGUGAACAAACCGAACCCUUCUCACGUGCUCCUCGCUGUGUGUGUGUACGUGUGCGUGUGUGUGUGUGCGCGAGUUUGAGUGUGAUAAAAGCCAAAGAUCCCCGCGGUAGCAGCAGCAGUAGCACCAAAGAUACAAACAGGUACUAAAGGACGGAGGCAAUAGUGAGCCGAAUCGAAAAAAACGAGUAACGAGUAGCAACCAUAGAGAGAGGCCAUUGCGAGUGACAAAAUUGGGCCCAGAAUUUAGUGUGAGUGUGCGCGUGUGUGUGUGUGGAUCACGUGCGACGAGAUCUCGCGAUCCCGCGUCUUGUUGGAAAAAUUUCAAGCCGCGAGAGAGAGAAACAAUCGAAAGGAAACUCACGACCGACGCAACGCACGCACGAUCGGACACGGCAAUCGAUCGACAGGCGCCCCGCGACAGCCGCAAGCAAGAAACCAAGCUACCGGGGCGAAAACGAGGACACUAACGCCCCCCAAAAACACGUCCCCAGGUGCUCAAAUCGUCGGACCACGACGUGUCUCUGUGUGUAAGUGUGUGAGAUAAUGCAGGACAAGACUGUCACGAUUCGGCGCCUGCUGGUACUGGCGAUGGUAGCGCUGGUGGUGGUGGCAGUGGUGAUGGUGGACGGUCAGCAGUCAGCCGACCGCCGGCAUGUCGGUGCCAUCAUCUUCCCCGACGAGCUGAACGAUCGGUACGAGCGCGACAAACCGGCCAACGAUGGUGGUGGUGGCGGUGGCGGUGGUGGCAGUGUCGGGCUGGCCAAGGAGAAGCGCGAGCUGGCGCACACCGCCACCGACGGUGACUAUCUCGAUGAUAAUGCGGCGGACGAUGCUGAUGCUGCUCCGGAUGCCUACGACUACGACAUCGGGGUUGCCCGGGCCCGCUUCCUGUCGGAGCUAAAGUCGACGGCCGACCUGAUAGGUCAGCUCGAUCCGGACUCGAUCGAUGCCCGGAUCUUCAACGAUGCCGGUGGAGAGUACACCGGGCGCGAUAUGGGGGAGAAUCCGAAGCCGGCCUCGUGCGAACCGCAGCCGGAGCUGGUUAGUCUGCGGCCGGAAAAUCUCACCACCAGCCGGUACUACUACUUCCCGACCUGUACGCGCGUGAACCGGUGCAGCGGUUGCUGCAACACGAACCAGCUCGUCUGCGAGGCCGUCACCACCCGGAAGAUUCUCUACAAGGUAAUGAUCAUGGAGUACCGGCAGGGCAAGAAGGAUCGCUUCUCGCAUCUCGAGCUCGUACCGACCGAGGAGCACGUCAAGUGUAAGUGUCUGUGCCGGGUGCGCGAGUCGCACUGUAACGAGCUGCAGGUGUACAAUCCGAACAACUGCCGGUGCGAGUGCACCAACCGGGAGGAUCGGAACCGGUGCGUGCAGGAACGGCAGCUGAAGCAGUGGAACCCGGAUACGUGCCGGUGCGAGUGUUUGCCGCGCACCGAGGAGUGCACCAGCGGUUCCCACUACGAUCGGAGUGCCUGCAAGUGCUUACCGUCACAGCAGACGCAGCAGCAGCAGCAGACACCAUGGGCUGGCUGGGCCCGGAAUCGCACACUAGAAGACCGUAGGCGCCUGAUCGUGAAGCCGAUGCCGGUGACGAGCAACUAGGCGACUCGCCAGAUUGCUACACCGUUGAAAGGGAAACACGGAAUCAAUCGGAAUAAAUCCACUACAGACAUACAUUUGCUACAAAACUUGCUAUUUUUACCACAUCCUUUCCCAUCUGAAGCAGCUUUAACAAUGUAUGUGUUUUCUUUCGCUCCUGUUCAUGCUUUAACAUACUAAAAGGUGUCGAAAAAGCUGUCGAAACAUUAAAAAAAAAUGCAAUCCGAUUAGAAAAUGAACAUCAAUAGAUGAUACCCACGUGUGCUGUAGUUAUUGGCAUUCAUUGGUGAAGGUUGGGUGAUAAUUCAUAAGCGCGAAAGGAGAGCAAGCUGAAAUAAACUGGGCUUAGUCAUUAUUGUUCUAUUUA